Dioscorea cayenensis subsp. rotundata (Guinea yam) is the source of this 1860-nucleotide messenger RNA. Its product is annotated as protein WHAT'S THIS FACTOR 9, mitochondrial. The transcript has 2 exons. Lineage: Eukaryota; Viridiplantae; Streptophyta; Magnoliopsida; Dioscoreales; Dioscoreaceae. Gene Ontology annotation, molecular function: RNA binding. The record is from RefSeq and is a predicted model, not a curated record. Bases 13 to 1281 code for a protein of 422 amino acids.
GCACACAGCACCAUGAAUAUCACUCGCCCUCCUCCGUGCAUCCCCACCCCACCCUUCUUCUUCCUCUCCUGCCGUUCCCUCACUAAAGUCCGUCUCAAAUGGGUGAAAAACCGCGGCCUUGACCACAUCAUCGACCGCGACACCGCCAUCAAAGCCGCCAUCCUCCUCAAAGACGCCAUUAAACGCAGCCCCUCCUCCCUUCUCCCUGCCCGCCACCUCUCUCCUCUCCAGAAACCCCUCGGCCUCACAAUCCCAGUCCUCCGCUUCCUCCGCCGCUACCCCACCCUCUUCCUUCCUUCCUCCCACCCUCGCUUUCCCUCCCUCCCCUCCUUCUCGCUCUCCCCCGCCGCCCUCCUCCUCGACCGCCAAGAAUCCGCCGCCACCUCCUCUGUGGACGCCUCCUAUCGCCUCACCCGCCUCCUCAUGAUGUCCCGCUCCCGAUCCCUCCCUCUCCCCACCAUCCACUCCCUCCGCUACGACCUCGGCCUCCCCGCCGACUUCGCCGACUCCGAUCUCUUCCACGUCUCUCGCCGCUCCGAUGGUAUCCCCUACCUCGUUCUCAACUCCUGGCGCGACGAUCUCGCUGUCUCCGAGCUCCAGCGUCGCCAUCUCGCCACCAUCAACUCACCCUCUUACCGUGAUCUCAAGCUAACGCCUAUCUCCUUCCCCAUGCGCUUCCCCCGUGGGUAUGGAUCCAUGAACAAGGUCAAAGCUUGGAUGGAGGAAUUCCACCGUCUCCCUUACAUCUCGCCGUAUGAAGACUCGUCUGGGAUUGAUCCUGAGAGUGAUUUGAUGGAAAAGAGGGUUGUUGGGAUUUUGCAUGAGGUUCUUAGUUUGAUGAUUCACAAGAAAACCAAGAGAAAUUAUUUGAGAGGGCUCAGGGAAGAGCUGAAUUUGCCGCAUAGGUUUACUAGGGUUUUUACUAGGUAUCCUGGGAUUUUUUACUUGUCUCUCAAGUGUAAGACGACGACUUUGGUGCUCCGGGAAGGGUACGAGCGUGGGAAGCUUGUGGAGCCGCAUCCGAUUGCGCUUGUAAGGAACAAGUACUACUAUGUGAUGAGGACUGGGGUGCUUUAUAGAGGUAAGGGAUUGACAAGGUUGGCAUUGGAGGAAGAUGAUCCUUUGGGGAUUAAUGGUAGUGAGGAUAGAAUGGGAGAGGAAGUGAUGGUUAAUGAUGCUGAUGAGGAGGAGAAAUGUGAGAGUGAUGGGAAUGAUGAGUGCUAUGAGAUGAGUUCGUCAGGAAGUGAUUUAGAAAGUGAUUUGGGGUCUGAUGAAUACUGAGGGAUGAUGAGUGUUGGGCAUUAUUCGCUUGAAUAGGCGGCUGCGAUUUUUCCCUGUUACCAAUGUAGCUUCUCACAGUCAUUCAGAAACCUCAAGCUGUUGCAUAUAUAUGACUGUCAAUUAAUCAAGUUGCUUAUGUGGUGCCAUCUUAACCAUGGUAAAAUGCCCUCCAUCCCUCUUUUUUCUUUUAUCCCUCUAUUCACUAUUCUAAAUCUGAAGUUUGUCAUCUUCACUCUUUAGAAUAAUGUUUGUUAGGGUUUUAUUUUCAAAUCUUGAUCCCAUUGAAUGAAUGAAUGGGUGAUGAUCCGAAGGUAUGGAAGGGGAUCUUAUGAGGAAUAACGUGAUGGAAGACAAGGUGGCGAGGAUGAUUCCUUUAAAUUUGUCUAACACCAAGUGAGAAGACAUACCAAAAAUAGCAUUAUCAAGGGAGGACUCACAAAAUUCCUUAAGUUCAUUUUCAACAAAGCUCUUCACAAUCUCAUCACUUCUCUUUAUGUUUAUUCACUUUAUUGAUAUUGAAUCAAGAAGUAAAGAGGAUUUUUUUUUUAUAUAUAAAAUCUUAUGAUAUAGUUUUUUUUU